This is a messenger RNA of Musca domestica (house fly), 1329 nucleotides long. RefSeq lists its product as uncharacterized. The transcript has a single exon. Lineage: Eukaryota; Metazoa; Arthropoda; Insecta; Diptera; Muscidae. The record is from RefSeq and is a predicted model, not a curated record. The coding region runs from base 1 to 1329 and encodes 442 amino acids.
AUGCAAGAACUGUGGAGCGCUCAUGUCAACUGGGACGAAGAAGUGCCUAAGCCUAUACUGCGUGAGUGGAUAAAACACAGAAAUGAUCUUCAAAAUUUAUCAACGUUAAGACUCUGCCGCUGGAUUAAUACAUCAGAUACCACAAAUACCGAAUUUCACGUAUUCGCUGAUGCUUCAAAUCGAGCUUACGUAGCCGCUCUAUACGCACGUACUGUUCACCCUGACGGAAAGGUAAAUGUUUCAUUGGUAACUGCCCGUACUAAAGUAGCACCGGUAAAAACUAAAACGCUACCGCGCCUUGAGCUAUGUGGAGCUUCACUAGCAGCAAAGCUUAUUCGGAAGGUAAGAGAAAGCAUUGGCGGUGGAUUUCGAAUGUAUGCCUGGAGAGAUUCAACUGUGGUACUCGCGUGGUUGCACAGCCAUCCUAGCCGAUGGUCAACUUAUGUAGCAAACCGCGUGGCAGAGGUCCAAGAUGUUCUUCCCCCUGAAAUAUGGAAUCAUGUACACUCAGAGCACAAUCCAGCAGAUUGUGUUUCUAGAGGCGUCAACGCCAGUCAUUUGCUACAACAUAAUCUUUGGUGGAAUGGACCCGAUUGGCUACGAAGCAUCAUACCUACAUGGCACCGAAGCAAUUCCAGUGAACACUCAACUUGUCUUGAAGCACGCAAUAUAGCAGCAGCAACGGCUCAAAUCGCCAAUGACAUUGAGUAUUGGGAUUUUCUUUUCCGGUACUCAUCCUUCGACAAACUAGUUCGCAUCACAUCUUACUUGAGACGCUUUAUAUACAACAUCAAGUGCAAGGUACAAAAUUCAACGCCCCGCUACGGAUCUUUUACGAUUGUUGAAUUGCACGAAUCCGAGUCGCUAUUGGUAAAGUAUGAUCAACAUUUUGUAUUUCAUCAACAAGUUAUUGCUUGCAGAGAUAAAAGGAUUGUACCGAAGCGUAGCAGUUUACUUCGUUUAAACCCCUUUCUGGACGAACAAGGCAUUCUCCGUGUAGGAGGUCGGCUACGCUAUUCAAAUUUGCAUUAUGAAGCCCGCCAUCAAAUUAUUUUGCCCAAGAAUUCGCCGCUAGCCAAGGCCAUCGUAUCCGAUAUUCAUUUAUACACUUUGCAUGCUGGCCCUCGUAUCAUGCAAGCUACGCUCGAAAGGCGUUUUUGGGUAGUCGGCGCUCGCAGCCUUGUACGCAGAAUAUAUGCCAGCUGUGUGAAAUGUACAGAAUUGAAUCAUCGACCAGUUCAACAAAUGAUGGCAGACCUUCCUGCUAGUCGUUUUUUACAUACGGCUGUAGAUUUCGCAGGAUCAUUUGCGCUAAAAUAUAAGAACUGA